CCGUUCCAUCGAUAAACUAACAACGAAUAAUGUUUACAAUAGUGGAAUAGUAUGCAUAAUUUCGGCUGACUAUAAAAGCAAAAUUAUCUAAAACAUUUGACAUAGUCUCUGUUCACUACUCAAAACAAUCAUUUCGACAGUCAUUUAAACAUUGUGUCAAAAAUGAGUUCGCUGCAUCUGGCCCUAUUCGUAACCCUGUUAGCAGCGUGCUUUGCUGCCCCGCAGAAAUCUCCAUCUGCCGAUGCGCAGGCUCCAAUCGUUAGUUCAAAUUCGGAUAUUCAGCCCGAUGGAAGCUUUCAAUAUUCCUACGAAACCGGAAAUGGAAUCAAAGCUCAGAACCAAGGAUCACUGAAGAGCGUCCAAGUGACAAAGGCCGACGGAAGCGGAACGGAAAAUGGUCAAGCCGUUGUGCAAAGCGGCAGCUUUUCCUACCAGGCGCCCGAUGGAACGCAGAUCGAGCUGAAAUACACAGCGGAUGAGAAUGGUUUCCAUCCGGAAGGAAAUCAUCUGCCGGUGGCACCGGUUGCUUAAUAAGUUAGA
This is a messenger RNA of Sabethes cyaneus, 540 nucleotides long. Its product is annotated as endocuticle structural glycoprotein SgAbd-2-like. Gene Ontology annotation, molecular function: structural constituent of chitin-based larval cuticle. The record is from RefSeq and is a predicted model, not a curated record. The transcript has a single exon. The coding region runs from base 163 to 531 and encodes 122 amino acids. Gene Ontology annotation, cellular component: chitin-based extracellular matrix. Lineage: Eukaryota; Metazoa; Arthropoda; Insecta; Diptera; Culicidae.